CGGAAUCCACCAGUUGACCAGAAGAGGCAGGUCUUCCCGAAGCUCCUCUCCCAGCCAUGAAGCCUCUCCUGCUGACCUUGCUGGGCCUGCUCAUCCCCACCUCCCUGGCAGUGGAGCGACGUUACUACAUUGCUGCUGUAAAGACAGAGUGGAACUACGGCAACAGGUCCGGUCCCUCCUAUACGAAGGUGGUAUAUAGAGAAUAUAAUGCUGGUUUCCAGCAGGCCAAGAAGCACCAACAAUGGUCAGGCUUGCUGGGCCCCACCUUGCGUGGACAGGAAGGAGAUGUUAUCAUAGUGACUUUCAGGAACAUGGCGGACAGAGAAUAUAGCAUCCACCCACACGGCAUUGCUUAUGGCAAGCAGUCAGAGGGGGCCUUCUACUUUGAUAACACCUCACCAUUCGAGAAGAAGGAUGACAAGGUACUGCCGGGGAAAGAGCACACGUACUACUGGGAGGUGACCCCUGAGGUGGCCCCCAAGGAGGCUGACCCCCCCUGCCUCACCUACACCUACCUUUCCCACUGCGACUUUGUGAAGGACUUCAAUUCUGGCCUAAUUGGAACCUUGAUGGUUUGCAAAAACGGCAGCCUGGACAGCUCUGGUCAGCAGGUCCAUUUCUCGAAGGAAUACGUUCUUCUCUUUGGUGUUUUUGAUGAGAGUAAUAGCUGGUACCGUACAGAGCUGACCUCCUCAAAGAAUCACAAAAUGUACACUAUCAAUGGCUACGCCAACGGCUCAGUCCCUGACCUGAACGUAUGUGCCUACACUUCUGUGAGCUGGCACCUGGUGGGCAUGAGCUCAGAGCCAGAGAUCUUCUCCGUCCACUUCAAUGGACAGGUGCUACAACAUGAUGGCCACAGGAGGUCUUCUUUGGGCCUGGUCAGCGGCACUGCCACCAGCACAAACAUCACCACUGUACACCCAGGACGUUGGCUGUUGUCGUCUUACAUCAGUGUGCAUCUGGAAGCUGGAAUGCGCGGCUUCGUGGAGGUUCAGGUCUGCAAGGAUAUAGCACCCCCCGUACGAAAGAUCACAAUCCAACAGAAGCGCAAUAGCCAGGAGUGGACCUACUACAUUGCUGCCGAGGAGAUUACAUGGGAUUACGCACCAAACAUGCCUCAUUAUACUGACAGUGAGUAUCAAACGAAAUAUCUGAAGCAGGGUCCCAAUAGGAUCGGCAAGAAGUACAAAAAAGCAGUUUUUGUGGAAUAUGUAAAUGAAACAUUUACAGUGAAAAAGGACAACAAGCUGCGGAAGAUGGAGACAGGAAUCUUGGGUCCCGUGAUUAGAGCUCAGAUCAGGGAUGUUGUGAAGAUUGUCUUCAAGAACAAGGCAACCCGGCCGUACAGUAUCUAUCCGCAUGGGCUGACUAUUGAUAAAGAUGCAGAGGGUGCUUACUAUCCUGAGGGAGGAAAUCAGACUCAUUCGGUGCAGCCUGGGGAAACAUAUACAUAUGUGUGGAAGGUAAUCGAUGAGGAUGAGCCAACCAACAGGGACCCACAGUGCUUGACGAGAAUGUACCACAGUGCAGUGAACCCUCUCAGAGACAUGGCAUCUGGCCUCAUAGGGCCCUUACUCAUCUGCAAGAGCCAAUCCCUCAACAAGAGGAAUGUUCAGUUGAAGGCAGAUAAAGAACAGCAGGCAAUGAUGGCUGUUUUUGAUGAGAACAAAAGCUGGUACAUUGAUGAAAACAUCAAGACAUACUGCACUGUUCCUUCAAGAGUGGACAAGGAAAACACAGAGUUUUAUAAUUCAAAUGUGAUGCAUACGAUAAAUGGUUUUGUAUAUGACAGUGGAACAGACUUGCUAUUCUGCAACGGUGAAAUAGUGACCUGGCAUGUGACCAGUGUUGGGGCACAAGAUCACAUCCAAACUGUCACAUUUUAUGGCCAUAAUUUUGAGCUGGAUAAGAGGACAGAGGAUGUGUUAGCCCUAUUUCCCAUGACUGGAGAGACCAUCUCAAUGACCAUGGAUAACUUGGGUCACUGGCUUUUGAGUUCAUUAAACUCUUUCGACAUGAAGAAAGGAAUGAGAUUGAAGUUUAAAGACCUCGAAUGCUACAGGGAGUUCUAUUACUAUGAGGACUACAGGCAGAACCCAAAGGUUCCCGAGUCUGAUCAUGUAACGGAGUGGAAACCGGUAAAGCCCAGUGAAAAAAUAAAAGAAGAAGAAGUUAAGACGAAGGAUGAAAAUGAAAAAAAAACAGAAGUGGAUGCAACUACUGAUUACUGGGUAAACAUGCUUGGCCUUCGUUCGAUUAGAAAUACAUCAGCGGGAUUAAAGGAUGAUAUGGAGAACAUAGAUCUCUCUGUAUUCGAUUAUACAGACCAAUUAUCACCAGCUGGAAAUGCAACGAGAAAUCAAAGUCUCACCCAGUCCACACUGACAAAGAACGGCACUGAUACAGACUGCAACUACAAUAAGACAAGCAAGUGUGAGAAGCCUGGUGAAAUAGCUACUUUCAAUGAAGCUAAUACGAGUGAGGGUUCUUACAAUGACAGUAGAAUUUGGAAUACCACAAGGAGACUAGAAGAAAGUAUAGAUCCUUUGUGGCCUGGUCAUGAAGAUUCACCUGAUAAAGACUUUGCAGGCAAAACUAACAUCAAUGAGAUAGACGGAAACAGUCGUAUUGACUCUACCCAACAAAUCAAUACCACCACAGAGGUUAUUAGCACAGUGGAGCAGGUAACAACACCAAGACCAAUGAUCCAGCUGAACGAGAAUGAUGUUCAGGGGACAAAACAGUCAUCUGACACAGCAGAAGGUUUAUUUGUUGUAAAUACAACAGAUAAGAGAGACAAUACAACAGCAGACAGUUAUGGGCUGGGAAUCUCCAACUACUCCACCAACAUCUCCUUCCACGAUGAAGAUAAGGGAGAGAAUGCAACUGCUGACAGUUACAUGCUGGACAUCUCCAACACCUCCACCAAUAUCUCUGUGUGGGACAAUGAAGAUUUUGAUUCUAUAGGAAGUGACAAUAAAAAUGUGCUUGCAAUGAACCACUCAGCUGAUCAAAAUGUGCAUUCUUGUAAUAUAUGUACCAAUAUGUCUUUCCACGAUGAAGAUAAGGGAGAGAAUGCAACUGCGGACAGUUACAUGCUGGACAUCUCCAACACUUCCUCCAACAUCUCCGUGGGUGACCACUCAGCCGAUCAAAAUACUGUGAAUUUUUAUAACAUAUCUACCAAUAACUCUUUUCGUGGUGAAGAUAAAGAAAGCUUACUUGACAACACAACAUCUGACACAGAUGGUAACAAUGCCACUGAUUAUAAUGGAAAUAUAUUUAGCAACAUUAAGAACGAAGACACAUCUCUGAUCAUAGAUAAUAUUACAAGACAAAGUAAUCAAAGUUUAACUGAAGGAGUUAUAACAUCAAACUUGUUCCAAGACACCCAAGACAUUCUGAAUAGAACUAAAAUUAAUAUAACAGAAGAUGUAAGGCCUUCUGAAAUUCAACCAACACAAGGCAACUUAAGUUUCUUCUCCGGAGCAACCUCAACACCAGACUUGUCCCAAACAAACACAGACAUUCUGAACAGAACCUAUAUGAAUUUAACAAAAGAAGUGAAACCCAACGCAGAUCAGUCAGCUUAUGAGGAAAAGGUUCAUCACACUGCAGUAAAAUCUUCAGAUUAUGACUACUCAAGCUCAGAGGAAACAUUGUUAGAGAACAAAAAGUCCAUGAGUACAGGUGGCAAAAGUACUUUGCUUCCUGGAUUGAAGAAUGUUUCAUCUUUGGAAAAUGAUGUUGACGCGUCAGUGAAUGGAACACACACCUUGGAUCCCCAGGCACACGAUCUUUUUAUCAAUGCAUCCAAGACGUCCUUAGCUCAUGGUAAGGAUGCAGACAACAGCUCUGAGAAGAAACUGAAUUUCAGUGAUGAGGAAGAAGACAUAGUAAUUUACGUUAAAAAUAACAGUAAGGAGGCUAUUAUCAGCAGCUUCUUGGAUCAAAAAAUGGAACACUGGGGCUACGAAGGACAGCAUAGCAUGGUGGCUAUGGAAAUAAGUGAUCACAUGACCAAAUACAUCAAAGGAGAUUCGAAUCUUGUUCUGGAAAAGACAAAUGCAGAAAAAAAGAAGAAGAAAUAUAAAAAAAUGAGGCCACAAAAAGACCAGGCAGUCAAAACUAGGAAAAAAAUGGUAUAUAAGCCACAACCCAGAAGUGAAAUCUCACCGAGGGGGAUCCCGCCCCCUGCUUUCAGCCCAAGAGGGACAAGACCCCUGUACAGUCAUGAAGAUUUGACUGAAAAAGCAGUGGUUAUAGGCGUCCCUAGGCAAGAUUUCAAUGACUAUGAUUUAUACACGCCGACCCUGACUGACUAUGACCAUAUUAACAUCCUCGCCGAAGAACACAAAGAAGAAGAAUAUGAAUUUGUGAAUUACAAGCAACCUUACAGCCAGACAAACGUAAUCACAAAAAAUUAUGUCUCACAAGUAUCAGGGGAAAAUGUGCGAAUAUAUUUCAUCGCUGCACAAGAGGUUGAAUGGGAUUAUGAAGGAUACGGACCAAGGAGACAGGAGAGAUCAAACCUCGAAAAUGGGCCUACAAAGCUCACUAAGGUCGUUUUCCAAAGAUAUCUGGACAUCAACUUCAGCAAAGUUGACACCCGGGGAGAAGUUGAUGAACACCUUGGAAUUCUUGGUCCAGUUAUAAAGGCUGAAGUGGAUGAGACCAUCAUGGUUUUUUUCAAAAACCUCGCCAGCAGACCGUAUUCUUUGCAUGCGCACGGUGUUUCUUACACAAAACAAAUGGAAGGAAUGACAUACGAUGACGACUCUCCUCAAUGGUAUCAACUUGAUAAUGAGGUUAAACCGCAAGAAACGUACAGCUACGUCUGGACUGUGGGUUCCAAUGCUGGGCCGAAGCCUCAUGAGUCGGACUGUAGAACAUGGGUUUACUAUUCUGCGGUGAACCCCGAAAGAGAUAUCAAUUCGGGCUUGAUCGGCCCGCUGCUAAUCUGCCGGAAAGGAACACUGAGCAAGGAGAUGAAGGACAUGAGGGAGUUUUUUCUACUGUUCAUGACGUUUGAUGAAACUAAGAGUUGGUAUUAUGAAAAAAAUGUGGAGAGAAUCGAGAGGCAAAACAAAAAGGCUGUUUCACAGAGCAAAGACAACCUGAAAUUCCCUGCUAUAAAUGGCAUCAUCUACAGUUUAAAGGGACUCAGGAUGUAUGCAAACCAAUUGGUGAGGUGGCAUGUGUUCAACAUGGGCUCCCCAAAGGACGUUCACAGCAUUCAUUUCCACGGACAAACUUUUGUGCAAAAACAGAAGCAGGAUUAUCGCCAAGGUGUUCAUCUACUGCUUCCUGGUAGCUUUGCAACUCUAGAGAUGUUACCUUCAAGACCAGGACUUUGGUUGCUAGAAUCCGAAGUGGGGGACUCCCAGCAGAAAGGGAUGCAGACACUGUUCCUGAUUGUAGAUAACGACUGUGAACAUCCAUUGGGUCUAGCCUCCAACAGUGUAAAGGAUGACCAAAUUACGGCCUCUAAAUACACAGGAGAGUGGAAACCCUAUUUGGCACGACUACACAACACAGGACAGCACAACGCCUGGAGCACAGAUGAAGCUUCUUCCGAAUGGAUCCAGGUGGACUUCCAGCGGCCGGUGGUGAUCAGCAAAGUGGCGACACAAGGCGCUAGCCGGUUCCUUAAAUCUCACUAUGUCUUGAACUACACGAUUUCCUACAGGACUGAUGGGAAAAAAUGGGUCUCAUACAAGACAUUUACAGGGAACGAGAAUUCCCAUGAUGUCAAAGAGAAUACUUUCUUCCCUCCUUUAAUUGGUCGGUAUAUCCGGCUCCACCCACUCCAUUCCUAUAACAGACCAACGGUACGCAUGGAGUUCUACGGAUGUGAGCUCGAUGGCUGCUCAGUGCCAUUAGGAAUGGAAGAUGGGAGGAUUGGUAAUGACCAGAUCACAGCCAGCUCAGCUGCCCCCAGCUACUUCCAUGGUCCUUGGCAUCCCUGGCUUGGUCGCCUCAAUGCCCAGGGAACUGUCAAUGCCUGGCAAGCGAAGAACAACAACAUGGAUCAUUGGCUACAGGUAGAAUUAAGAGACAUCAAGAAAAUUACAGGAAUUGUGACUCAGGGAGCAAAAUCUUUUGGGACAGUGAUGUACGUCAUGGCAUAUACAAUACAAUACAGCAAUGAUGGGAAAACCUGGAUAACAUACACAGACGAAGAACAAAUGAGUUACCCAAAGAUAUUCGUGGGAAACACUGAUAACAAUAGUCAUGUUAAAAACUACAUAUACCCUCCAAUAUUUUCUAAAUUUAUAAGAAUUGUCCCUCAAAGGUGGCAAAAUUCUAUAACAAUGAGAGUUGAACUGCUAGGCUGUGAUUUUGAGUGAAGCAAUGUAGUUAACUGAAAUACUGUUUUGCAACUUUAACAUACAGAAAAUUGUUAUAUUUACUAACAUGUGUACACAAAUGGAAGCUACAUGCUUCUAUAUCUUAUUUUUUUGGUCAAGUAAGGCUGUAAUUCAGGAAUGAAUAUGUAAAUAUGUAAGUACUUCAUAAAUAAAUCAUACAACUAAAUUGUC
This is a messenger RNA of Brienomyrus brachyistius, 6545 nucleotides long. It is a transcript of the gene f5, whose product is annotated as coagulation factor V. The transcript has 25 exons. The record is from RefSeq and is a predicted model, not a curated record. The coding region runs from base 57 to 6353 and encodes 2098 amino acids. Gene Ontology annotation, molecular function: oxidoreductase activity; copper ion binding. Lineage: Eukaryota; Metazoa; Chordata; Actinopteri; Osteoglossiformes; Mormyridae.